CGUCUCUCGAGGACCUGGUCGGGGUGGUUUCCGCGCUUGCCUGUGACACAGCACCAACCCUUCUCCGCGAAGGACCCCGUUUGUCUCGGGCGCUGCCUGUAAAAACAACAACCCCAGCCAGGCAACCUGCUUCUCCUUCCCGGACUCCCAGGUCGUCUGCGGAGGGUGAUCUGGUCGCUUUCCAGGGGCUUCGCUGGUCGGCGGUCAGGGUGCCCAGGGGAGAGGCCAUGGACCAGUGCGUGACGGUGGAGCGCGAGCUGGAGAAGGUGCUGCAGAAGUUCUCGGGUUACGGGCAGCUGUGCGAGCGGAGCCUGGAGGAGCUGAUCCAGUACGUGGCGGGACUGCGCCGGGAGAUCCUCCAGAGCGAGAAUCAAGAUGGCGACUUAUCAGGGACAAUAUCACUUGUUAUGACACAGUGUUGUAAACGAAUAAAGGACACUGUUCAAAAAUUGGCCUCGGAUCAUAAGGACAUUCACAGCAGUGUUUCUCGUGUUGGAAAAGCUAUUGACAAGAAUUUUGACUCUGACAUCAGCAGCGUGGGAAUCGAUGGAUGCUGGCAGGCUGAUAGCCAGCGAAUUUUGAAUGAGGUGAUGGUAGAACACUUUUUCCGGCAAGGGAUGCUGGAUGUGGCUGAAGAGCUUUGUCAGGAGUCUGGACUUUCUAUAGACCAAAGUCAAAAGCAACCGUUUGUGGAGCUCAACCGAAUACUGGAAGCACUUAAAGUCAGAGUUUUGAGGCCUGCAUUAGAGUGGGCUGUAUCGAAUAGAGAAAUGCUUAUGGCACAGAAUAGCUCCUUAGAAUUUAAGCUACACAGACUAUAUUUUAUUAGUUUAUUAAUGGGCGGAACUGCAAAUCAGAGAGAAGCAUUGCAGUAUGCUAAAAACUUUCAACCCUUUGCUCUUAACCAUCAGAAAGAUAUUCAAGUUUUGAUGGGAAGCCUAGUGUACCUGAGGCAGGGAAUUGAAAAUUCUCCAUAUGUACAUUUAUUGGAUGCAAAUCAGUGGGCAGACAUCUGUGACAUCUUCACAAGAGAUGCUUGUGCUCUCCUGGGCCUCUCUGUAGAAUCACCUCUAAGUGUUAGCUUUUCAGCAGGUUGUGUAGCAUUGCCUGCUCUAAUUAACAUAAAAGCUGUGAUUGAACAGAGACAGUGCACUGGUGUUUGGAAUCAGAAAGAUGAAUUACCGAUUGAAGUGGACCUUGGCAAAAAGUGCUGGUAUCAUUCAAUAUUUGCCUGCCCCAUCCUUCGUCAGCAAACAACAGAUAAUAAUCCACCUAUGAAGUUGGUUUGUGGUCAUAUUAUAUCAAGAGAUGCUCUAAAUAAAAUGUUUAAUGGCAGCAAAUUAAAAUGUCCCUAUUGUCCCAUGGAACAGAGUCCUGGAGAUGCCAAACAGAUAUUCUUCUGAGGACGCAGAUCACUGUGUAGUUUGUGUGUCUGAUUUUGGAAGACUGAAGCAGGCGAACGUUCCAUUUUCUGCUCUGCAAACCAUGGAGGACUCCUGUGUUUUAUAUAAGCCUAAUGCUCCAGAAGUUUUUGCCAACAUUUAGUGCAGACAUACAGAUUGGGAAAGCUACAGAAGUAAUACCUGUUAUAGGGCUUUUACUCUAACCUUGGUCUUCAUAAAUGAUCAAGAUGUUACACCAGCAGUUGUCAUUCAAUGCAGGUUUUUGUACUUAAUUGUUUGGUGACUUCACUUUUUAAAGCAGAUAGCCACCAGUCAUUAUAUAGGUCUAAUAGAUGACCUGCUUUCGUCACCCUGGUUGAUAGAUGUCACCAUAAAGAAUGUGUGGAAAGAGUUUUUUUUCCUUAGCUUGUAAAUAAUUAAGACAGGAGUGGACUUCAGAAGAAGGUUUGAUAAACUGAGUAGUGGUUAUGGACCUACCUGUAUUUCUGUUGCGAUUGUUUCCCCCCAAAGCUGUGAUAUUCUGAGAGCUGUUUUUGUUUUUUUUUCUGUUGAACAUUUUCCAGCUUUUAAACGGAAUUCCAAUUGAAUGUGCAUCUAUAUGAACUGCAUAAAUAUAUAACAGAGUUCAAAACUUUCUGAUUUAGAAGUAUAGCAAUUGAAUUAGGACUCCUAACAUGAGGAUCCUGUUCAGUUGAUUUCAUGACUGAGAGCUCCUUGCAUAGCUAAAAGUAUUCAGUAAAGUGGAGCUCUGUACUAGCAAGACAUUUUUGUCAAUGGAUUCUUGCUCUCCAACUUUUUUUAGUCAUAAUCUAAGCUUUGUAUUCAAGAUCAGUGUCAUGUUGCUGUACAGUUUGCUAGACAUGAUAGUUGCAUUAUUUAUAAAGUUAUCAGAACCAAAUAAACUUGUUGGUAAUGUUUGUUGUUGAGAUGGGGGAAUAUGUUUUCCAGUAAUCUAAAUAAAAAAGGAUUCAAGUUAGGUCUUAUUUUCGGGGAAAAUAUUGGAUUGGUUCUUCACCGUCUCAGAAACGAAUUUGUCUUCUAUAGUUGAAAGUUAUUAUCAUGUUCCUUUUCUACUUGUUAUAUUUGGUGACCAAACCUAUUUAAACUGAAGACACACGGAGCUUGACUGUUAUUUUCUCUUCCUAGAAGACACAAAAAUUAUAGUCUGGGAGAGGAGGUACUUAGAGUCUCCAUAUUUUCUGUAUUUGUGCACUUAUGAUUCUCUGGGGAAUGCUAUGAUAGAUGAAUUGACACAUUAUUUGCUGCAGAUAAUAUCCAGUGACUGUAUGAUUUUAAGCUUCAGUCAAAUAUUUGCAAAUUCCUUCAAUUUCUUGUGCUUUCCUAUACAGUAAUAGAGAAAAGAUGCCACCAGGUGUGUUACAGUGCAAAAAAUAAUGGAUUAGUUUAUGCUGUAUCGAAAAACCACAAGAAGAAACCAUAGUAUGUAUGGUUGGAUACUAAAAUACAGCAGCACAGUGCACUACAGAAGAAUGUUUUCAUGCUUUGGGCCUUGCAUUCUAGAAAAUGGUGAAUACUGUUAAGAUUUUGAACAGAAGAACAGGGUGUAUAGAAAAAUAUACCUAUAUAAUAAUGUAACAAAAUGAGCUAUAUCCAUCCUACACUGUUAAAGAAGUCUGAUACAGUGGACCCUCGACUUACAGACGG
Pogona vitticeps (central bearded dragon) is the source of this 3068-nucleotide messenger RNA. The record is from RefSeq and is a predicted model, not a curated record. Lineage: Eukaryota; Metazoa; Chordata; Lepidosauria; Squamata; Agamidae.